Messenger RNA from Pimephales promelas (fathead minnow), 2874 nucleotides. RefSeq lists its product as uncharacterized. The record is from RefSeq and is a predicted model, not a curated record. NCBI's taxonomy places the organism in Eukaryota, Metazoa, Chordata, Actinopteri, Cypriniformes, Leuciscidae.
AGAAAAAUAUAUUUUGACGUUCAAACCAUCUAUGUACAAACCGACUUCCUGAUCACGUGAUUACGACCAAGCGCUUCGUAAACUGCUGAAAAUUUAAUAACAUAAUGAGACCAACCUUGGUGGUGCAGAUGUGCUGAGACAUCAAUGGUUGCAGGAAUGAGUUCGGCAGACAACUUGUCCUCACGCCACCGAAGAAAUCCUCACAGGACCUGUCGCACUAUUUCUGAAGAUUCUGCUAAACUUAAACCUGUUUCAAGCGACAAAGCUUCCAUCUUGCAUAGUAAAGAAACCACAGCAUUUAAAGGUCUGAAUACUACAGAAUCAUGCGGACAAAGAACGACCAAGAAGGAAAAGGAGAAACCUCAAAAAGCAAACCAAAGUGCUCCUUCUGACUCUUCAGCUUGUUUACAAAAUUCAGAAUAUGAACUAAGGGGUAUAAAUGGACUGUCUUCAAAGUCACAUAAACCUGAGCCAAAGUUGCCUCAAAAAAUUACUACCCCUAAAUGCCCAUCAAAGACUUCAAAAACAUCCCACAAGGGAAGGAAAAAGAAAUGUGUUCAAUCCAAUGAGAGAGAAGUAGCUGCUAGCAAAGCUUGUGGAGAUGGACUGGACAAUUCUGUACACAAUUCGUGCCCAGAACAACUCUUAAGCUCCCCAAAAACAAAAGCAACACAUUAUCGGCACUCUAAAAACCCUCAAAAUCAUCAAACCCCUUCUGAUGUUUCUACAGGGCUUCACACGUGUACUACAUUAUCUCCUCGUCAUCACAAGGAGUUAUCCUCCUGCCACACUAAUGGUGAUUGUACUUCCAGACCAAGCACCCCAAAACGGAGCUGUGUCCAGUCCAGACCUCUCUUAAGCUCCACACCGAACUCAGACCUCCACCCCCUGUCUCCAAAAAGAACGGAGAAUAGUUGCACACCACAAAGUCAUCAGAAAGUCAAAGUGUCCAGUCUAGUAAAGUCACCUCUUCCGGAGGCUACGCCAUCAAGACCACAAAGAAUCGCGGGACCAGGAAGGCCUAGAGGUCGCAAGAAAAAGAACGUGCUGGAACAGCCAAGUGCCUCUUCACCAGUGAAACGCUGCAGGAAGAGAGCAACAUCUCCUGUAAAAUCUUCUGAGGGAGAGCCAUCCUUUGAGACACAACCUUGCAUUGAAUCCCAGGAGCCAGAGCCACUGAAAUCGGCAGAUCAAACCAUGUCCCCUGACCUCUCCAUCGAGCUGAGCCUGCAGGAGGAGCCUCAUCCUCUUAACCACUCUGUCUUCAUGCAGGAGGAAGAGGACCAGGAUGAUGAUGAAGAGGAGCUGCCCAGCUUUUUGCAGCAGGACAAUAAAAAGCCUUUGUCAAUCUCAGAGGGACUAUGCGUGUGGUGCAAAUUGAGAAAAUAUCCCUACUGGCCAGCAGUGGUUAAAAGUGUGAAUCACAAGACCAAAAAAGCCAGCAUUGUAUUUAUUGAUUGUUACCUAAUCGACCAAAAGAGAAUUAGAAAAGGGUUUUCUGUACCCCUGCGAAAUCUAAAACGUUUUAACUGUGAUGAGUUUGAAAAUUUGGUGGACCUAGCAAAAGAGAAGUAUGGCAGUGCUAUUACCUGGUCUCUGGAACUGAUAUCGGACUAUAGGAUCCGCAUUGGAUGUGGAUCCUUCUCUGGCUCCUUCAUCGAAUAUUGUGCUGCUGACAUCAGUUGCCCAGUGCGGAGGAAGUACUCUGAGAAGAAAUCUGUACUGACCUUCCCCAGUCAAGAGAUUCUGGGCGAAGAGUGUGACAGCUCCGAUAAUAACAUGGAGGACAUCGUUUUGGAGGAGCAGGAUGAGCUCCUCACCAAGAAAGUGUUGCCCGACCGAUCCAAGGCUGCACGGAACCGUGCCAAUGAGUUGUUGAUUGACUUUAUCAUCAGACAAAAAGUGGAAAAACGCUUACUGGCAGUCAUCAGCGGUCACGAGACAUCUAAAUGGAUGCAAGCCCUCCAGAAGCCUUCUCGCCCAGUGGUUGAUGUCUAUCUGGAAGAUGAGGAGCAGGUUGAUAAGGUGUACCGCUACCUGAACAAAGUCUGCGAUAGCGCACCUCAAAUAAACACCUGCCUAGAAAACAUCCAGGUGGACCGGAUCCGGCUUAUUCUUGAUGUGCUCCUGCCUGAGGCUAUUAUCCAUGCCAUCGCUGGAGUCCACAAGCUUUCCCUGGAGAAGGCAGAGGAGAAGUAUCGCAGAGGGCCGUGCUUUAGUAACAGAGAAAGACAGGAGUUUGACAUGAUGAUUGAACAGCAGAUGAAGCUCAAGGAAAUCACACAGCGCCAUAGACGGUGACAUCCCCUCUGUUUCAAAGAAACAGUAACUUUUACGAGCUUAAUUUAUACCAUUUAUUCCCAGGAAUAUUUUCUCAAAUGUUUUUUUAACAGCAUUAAUCAUAGUAUAUAGGAAAUGAAUGAUUUUCAUGGGAAACAAUUAUGGCUAAAAGCUGAAAAUGUUAUUAUGCAUUUUUUUAUUGUCAGAUCUCUAACUUUGUGAGCUGAAUGGUGAAUCUCUGACAUCUUGAUGCUGAAAUCAACAAAAUACAGUGCUUUUAAUGUCUGCAGUGUGUGUAAUAAAUAAAUACCCUGUACAUAAAUACAACGUUUUAAAAACAACGUGGUUCAUGUAUUCCUCAGUUUAACUAAGUGUGUGCAAGGGAUGUUUGUAACUUUAACUGAACAAUAUCAAGUUGCUUUUACAAUAAACACAAUUGAUGUCUCUAAAAUGUUGCCUUUUAGCCAUCUGACAAUUCACAAUAAGAUGGCCGUGCACAGAGGCUUUUUCUACAUUUUGAGUUCUGGUCUAAUGUAUAUAAAGAUUUUAUACAGGACUUGAUUGUUUAUCAAUAAAUCUUUAUUUUUCAUCACA